Messenger RNA from Protopterus annectens (West African lungfish), 695 nucleotides. Its product is annotated as adenine phosphoribosyltransferase-like. Bases 90 to 695 code for a protein of 201 amino acids. Gene Ontology annotation, molecular function: adenine phosphoribosyltransferase activity. Lineage: Eukaryota; Metazoa; Chordata; Ceratodontiformes; Protopteridae. The transcript is spliced from 6 exons. The record is from RefSeq and is a predicted model, not a curated record.
CUGAGGCAUAGCUUGAACUAACUGCAUCAAAUCCCACAGACUUCAGUGAGUAAACCUUACAUUUUCAGAGGUCAGUACCUCUACUUGACAUGGAUGUGUGGAAAGUUCCUGAGACAAGACAACAGGGCUGGUACUUGGCUCUGAUGGCACCAAAUGUUAAAGGGGAACAAUAUACAUGGCUGGACCCCUCCAGGUUAUACUGUAACUCUCAGGCUCUACAAGACUGUGUAAAUGAUCUCCUCAAACCAUUCCAGAAUGAUGAUAUUGAUCUUGUUGCAGGGAUUGAUGCCAUGGGAUUUAUUUUGGGUGCUGCUGUAGCCAAACAACUGGAAAAGGGCUUUCUGGCAAUCCGAAAAGAAGGGCAUCUGUGUAUAAAAACUGAUGUCCAAGACUACACAGACUACAGUGGGCAGAGAAAAGCAUUGGAAGUCAGAAAAGAUGUAAUUAAGCCAGGUACACGUAUUCUCUUAGUGGAUCAGUGGAUUGAGACUGGAGGAUCAAUGGAAGCUGCAAUCAAACUAGUAGAGCGACAAGGUGGAAUUGUAAUAGUAUGGGCAAGUCCACAGCAAAUAGCAAAGAACUUGGCUCAUAUGCAGCAGCUAUCUAUGUUUGAAGUAAAAUGGGUUGGUCCCCAAAACUGUGAAGAAUGUUGUGGCUCAGCAACAGAAAAGAAAAGAAAAGCAUAUUUUGACUAA